This is a messenger RNA of Penicillium oxalicum, 2265 nucleotides long. Its product is annotated as kinesin family protein. NCBI's taxonomy places the organism in Eukaryota, Fungi, Ascomycota, Eurotiomycetes, Eurotiales, Aspergillaceae. Gene Ontology annotation, molecular function: microtubule motor activity; microtubule binding; ATP binding. The record is from RefSeq and is a predicted model, not a curated record. Bases 1 to 2265 code for a protein of 754 amino acids. Gene Ontology annotation, biological process: mitotic spindle organization; microtubule-based movement. The transcript has 3 exons.
AUGAGCGUUCGGGUCGUUGCACGUGUACGACCACUUCUCAAGUCCGAACGCGACCUCGAUGUUAUUCUUCGCACAGGUGCCUCGACAAGCGCCACAGAUGUCAAGUCACGCGAGUCCCUGACCCUGACCGAUGAUCGCAAAUUGGCCGCGUUGAGAGACCGGGAUAAUAUCGUUCGCAUCCCCAAUCCAAAGAAUGAAGGCGAGGAAUAUUCCUUCCAAUUCAAUGCGGUUUACGACGCCGAUGUCACGCAACAGGAGCUUUUCGACGCAGAGGUUGCUCCCACGAUUAAGCAUCUUUUCAGUGGAUUCGAUGUCACCCUAUUCGCAUACGGUGUCACCGGAACCGGCAAGACACACACGAUGCGCGGCGGUAAAAGCCUCGCGGACCGAGGUGUCAUUCCCCGACUCCUGAGUGGCAUUUAUAGACGCAGCCGGAAACUGGAAAAGGAGAGUAAUGGAGAGACAACCGUGCAGGUCUCACUGAGUUACUACGAAAUAUACAACGACAAGGUCUUUGAUUUGUUCGAGCCGCCUGAGAAGCGCACAUUGGCGGGGUUGCCGUUGCGAGAUAAUGGGGGGAAGACCGUCGUUUGUGGACUGACGGAGAAACCGUGUACAAGUCUGAAGGAGUUUGAGAGCCUAUAUGACCAGGCCAACACUAAUCGCUCGACAUCCGCGACAAAGCUCAAUGCGCACUCGUCACGAUCGCAUGCAAUUCUUGGUGUCAAAAUCACCGUGACGACUCCGGAAAAGACUCGCGUCAGCACCGCCUCAGCGAUUGAUCUUGCUGGCUCAGAAGAUAAUCGGCGAACGGAGAAUGACAAAGAGCGGAUGGUGGAGUCAGCCAGCAUCAACAAGAGUCUCUUUGUUCUCGCCCAAUGCGUCGAAGCGAUCACCAAGAAACAGAGCCGCAUUCCUUAUCGCGAGUCGAAGAUGACGCGAAUUUUGUCUUUGGGACAGAACAACGGUCUCACGAUCAUGAUCCUGAAUCUGGCCCCCGUGCGGUCUUACCAUUUGGACACGAUAAGUUCCCUCAACGUCGCCAACCGAACGAGAAAAAUUGAAGUGCGGGAAGUUGAGAAUGAUCCCAUCUUCAAGGGACCAGCGCGGCCUGCAAUGCGGCCAUCGCUGGCUGCUACACGAAAGCCUCUCCAACCGCUCACUGCUUCGCUUCACGUGAACAUGCCCAUGGCCGUCACCAAAGACCCAUCCAAGAAAGAUAACGAAAAACCCCUCAAGGCAUUCAAUAUCUACUCUGAUCGAACGCAAUCAAAGACCGUUGCACAAAUCCGGAAACCAGACGCCCCCAAGAAGACAUCACUCUCCGGAGAGGGGCAUCCAAUCCGUACACUCAAGCCUCCUCGCCCCAGCUACGCACCCUCUCAGCUCAACUACGGCGACAUCUCCGCCGCCCGAAUUGAGGAAAUGGUCGAGAAGAAGGUGGAGGAGAUUCUUGCGGUACGGGCUAUCAACGAGCAAUCACGCCAUACCCAGGUGCACGAGUUGAAUGAGAAACUUCAACGUCGAUUGGAACAACUCGAGCAACGAAUCGAGGGCACAGAGGAUGCUCGCGCCGAGGGGUUGUCAUACUUGCUCAUGGCCAAACAGCACCAGGCUCGCGGGGAACUCACCUCGGCACUAAGGAUGUACUCGCUAGCGCUGCCUCAUUUCCCGCACAAUGAGAAACUCGCUUCCAAGAUUGCGACUCUGAAAGAGCGCCUGCAAGGAAAGGCGAACAUUCGACAAUCCAUGGCUCACGUUUCACCUCCGAAGGGGAAAUUUGGGAGUAUGCUCAGUCUGAAAAAGGAGCCAACUGUAACACUCGGAAAGCGACAAGCGGAUGAGCUGGAGCUGGACAUGAUCAACGAAGCCAAUGGUGAUGAGUUGAUGAGUGAGGAAGACACCAUGUUUCCCCAAGCGAAAAAACGUGCGACGUCCAAAGCUCUCCAAUCCCAUGACCAUGACGAGGACUUGAGUGCACUGGACGACCACCAGGAUCCCGCAAUCUCUCCGCGGACCGUUCAUCUUCUCUCGAUCAUCAAUUCCCGCGACGUGAGCCAGAUCAGAUUAUUGAAGGGUGUUGGGGCCAAGAAAGCAGAGGCCAUCGUUGACUGCCUGUGUGAAAUGGACCAGACACUGCCAGACCCAGAGGAUGAAUCCACGUUGGAUCAGCAGUUUCAAGUGAGCAGUCUGGCUGAGCUGAGUACAUUGAAGGGGGUGGGGGUGCGGACGGUGGAAAAUAUGCGCAACGGAGUGCUAGUUUGA